AUGCGACGAAAAGAGGAGGAUGAGGAAGAUAAUAACCAAUAUAGAUCCACGACGAUGACCUACAACGACAGCAACGAUUGGUUCAUCGUCCGGAACGGGCUUUCGGAGCGGCAUCCGAUGACGCCCGUCAAGACCAACGUCCGGAAAUGGUUGGCAGGAAUAUUCGUGCAGUCGGUGCGCGCUGGCGAACAGUCACUGGAAGAUGGUCACUUAGCUACGGCGGCGGCCAUGUUUGCGUGCGCCACGCUGCUUACCGACCGGUCGGAGACGUUCACGGACGCCGUCCAACGAGUGUACCCGUGUUAUUUUUACCGGCUAUACGAACACCGAAUGGUCACCAUGGGCUACGGACACCUGUUUCCAGAGACUGCGACAACCAAAACGGUUGGUGCAACAAUACGUGGACGAUCACCGAUCGGCCACCGAUUCGGAGUUCGUUCAAGCGGUCCUGCGCAACGACCACCGUCGCCGCCACCGAUAACAACGCCAGCUAUAUAG
Macrosiphum euphorbiae (potato aphid) is the source of this 498-nucleotide messenger RNA. NCBI's taxonomy places the organism in Eukaryota, Metazoa, Arthropoda, Insecta, Hemiptera, Aphididae. The record is from the annotation of a GenBank genome assembly.